GCAACGUGAACAGACGUUGACAAGAUACUUGUGUGCUCCUUUGUUUCUCGAUAGAUCACGAACCAAAGAAGUUUGUAAAAAUGGGUAUCACCGGUUUGUUGCCACUUUUAGAAAAGGCUUCUAAACGUACCAAUAUCAGCGAAUUUUCUGGUGACACCGUGGCAAUCGAUACUUAUUGUUGGUUACACAAAGGUGUAUUUUCUUGUGCUGAGAAAGUGAUGAUGGGACAAACAACGAAUGCGUAUGUUCUGUAUUGUACAAAAUUUAUAAAUAUGCUCUUAAAACAUAAUAUAAAGCCAAUUUUAGUGUUUGAUGGUCGGCAUUUGCCUGCUAAAGAAAAAACAGAAAUUAAGAGACGGGAGGCUAGACAAAGGAAUCGCCGCAAAGCACUUGAGUUGAUAAAAAUGGGUCAGACUAAUGAAGGAAAGAAUUUGUUAAAACGAGCCAUAGAUAUUACUCAUGAAAUGGCAUUAGAAUUAAUUAAAUAUUGCCAGAGUGAGAAUAUUGAUUGCAUUGUAGCUCCUUACGAAGCUGAUGCACAAUUGGCAUAUUUAAAUAUCAGUAAUAUAGCAGAUGUUGUCAUUACAGAAGAUAGUGACUUGACGUUGUUUGGAUGCAAAAAAAUAUUCUUUAAAAUGGACAUCAAUGGAAAUGGAGUUUUGAUUGAACAAGACCGAUUACACCUGGCAAUGGAUAUGCGACCUGAACAAUUCAACAUGGAUGAACUACGUUAUAUUUGCAUUCUGUCUGGUUGCGAUUAUCUACCUUCUCUCCCUGGUAUUGGUUUGAAAAAGGCACAAAAGUUUAUCACAAGAAAUACAGAUCCUAAUAUUCACAAGGCGUUGGUACGCAUUGGAUCAGUUCUCAACAUGAAGUCGUUAGAAGUGACCCAGGAAUAUAGGGAUGCUUUUAUAUUAGCGGAUAUAACAUUUAAACAUCAGUUGGUAUUUUGUCCAUUACGAAGAAAACAAGUGCGCUUGAGUCCGCCAACAACUGAUAUUACUGAAGAUCAAUUACGAUAUGCCGGGCAAGAAUUAAACGCGGAUCUCGCUUUACAACUGGCUCUUGGCAAUUGCGAUCCGUGCACUUUGAAAAUGCUCCAUAAUUUUAAUCCAGAUAAGAUUGAAAAAAAAAGGAAGCGAAGUACUGAAACAGGACGAAUAACGAUAAAUCACACCAGCAUUUGGUCAGGCAACUAUGAAUUGAGAGAUAAAUCAAAAGGAAAGAAUCACACGUCGAUUUUUGGAAAUGCAAUAACCAACUCGUUUGUCAUUACUGAAAGAAAACAGGUUUUACAAAGGGACUCUUUAAAGGACGAGUGUGUCCCGUCAAAAUUGAAUAACAACCUGACUGCGCAGUGUGAUAAUGUUUUGGAGUGUCAAAAUGUUCAAGAAAAUAUCUUGGAUAUGUAUAAUUGUCAAGAUACGAAGUUAAUUGCCAGUCCUGAACAGAAAUCGGAGCAAAUUUUAAGCUUAGAAAAUAAUAUGUCACCGGAAUUAUCCAGGCAAAGAAAUCCGUUUGUUAAACGUGUAUCGGAACUCAUGACUUCACCCAGUGUUUUAUCUAGUGGAAAUAAUCGUCAAAGAGGAAGAAAUUUAAUGCGCAUCAGGCGAACUAUCAUAGAUGAGAAUACUAUAGUAGAAAGCAGAUACUUCUCGAAAAAGGAUAAUGAACAGCACGAUAUAUCCAAGUUAGGGAAUAACACCGAAGUUGCUAAUUCAGAAAGUAAUGUAGGAUGUAAUAUAAUUGCAGAUGCGGACGGCGAUAUACGUAAUGUACACAGUAGAACAAGUCACGAACAACUAAGCUCCAUAGAAAAUACUGUCUCAGCGGAAAAUAUGAAUGAUACACUCUUCACGAAUCAAAAUGAAUUUUUAACUAAUUUUUACGAAAAUGUUCAUGAAAGAUCAUAUUCUGACGACAGGAUAACUGAAAUAUCGUCAACGAUACAGUGUACAAGAAUUAAUGACAGUUAUGUCUCAGAUGAUUCAUUAGCAUUAAGUUCAAACGUAAAACAUAUCGAUCAUUUCAUUGAUCACGAGAAAACGAGUAAACUACGAGGAGAUUUGCGUAAAUGGUCAAAUAUGAAAAGUUAUCAGGUCACCCCGCGCAGAAGAAUAGAGAAUUCUAAAAAACAGAUCACACCGAAAUCGGCAUCACCUAAAGUUAAUUCAAUAACGAAACAAACACGUCCAACUAGACAGUUGUCAUCAGUUCCUAACCAGCAAAAUUUAUUAAGCAUGUACGGAUUUCAAAAAAGGUAUGGAAAAAUGUUUUUCUUUAAUUUCGUGUAUGUAACACAUAAGGAUAUAAUUUAUGCUAAAAAUUGUAACAAAUUUAUAGACUGUUCUCUUUUCAUACAGGUCGACUCUUAAAUAUUAAGUUUACGAAUUUAUUUAAUCCUGGACUAUAUGCG
Dinoponera quadriceps is the source of this 2416-nucleotide messenger RNA. RefSeq names its product exonuclease 1 (gene tos). Gene Ontology annotation, molecular function: 5'-3' DNA exonuclease activity; 5'-flap endonuclease activity; DNA binding. Bases 81 to 2375 code for a protein of 764 amino acids. The record is from RefSeq and is a predicted model, not a curated record. Lineage: Eukaryota; Metazoa; Arthropoda; Insecta; Hymenoptera; Formicidae. The transcript has 7 exons.